GGUUGGCAUAAAGGUGUUGCUUUUAUAAAUGGCCAUAAUCUUGGUAGAUAUUGGAAAAUUGGUCCGCAAAAAACACUAUAUGUUCCAGCACCUUGGCUAAAGGAAGGCAAGAAUACAGUAAGUGUAAAUUUCUAGUCCAGUUAUUUCAUUUAUGCUUUGGAUAGUUGAAAUGAUAGUCUUAAUUGAAGCUAAGCAUUUCCAUGGGCUAAAUGGAGUACAUGCAUACCAGAGCCAUAGAUGGUGCAGGGGGUGCGCACCCCACCCCCCAAAAAAAUUUUGCACCCCCGCCAGAACGUUUUCCCACACCACCUAGAGAUAUUUUCACCCCAUCCCCCCCAGAAAUUUAAAUGCUCAUUGGAUUAAAUGACAGUAUAGUGUGAUUGAAAUAAGGAUUAUGAACAAAGUAAGACUAAAAAUCUCAAAUUUUCUUGGGUUCUUCGCCCCCCCCCCUUACCCUCAUUAGCAACUGUACCCCCAGACCCCUGCUGCAGCUUGUUCGGCGCACCCCGUCGCUCACCUCCCCCCCUCUACCCAAAAUUUUGUGCACUCCCCUGAGCAAAAUGUGAAAAUCCGUCAAUGGCCAGAAUUCAGAGUGAAUUGAAUCCCUCUGGAUGCGAGGAAUGUUUCGUUGUUCUCUUCAGUGUAAGAUAUUAAUAGGAAAAUUAAGAUAUUUCAUAUCUAAGGAUGAUUCUUUAAUAUUCUUUUUAUUUGAGGUGUUAAUUUUCGAACAGCAUCCUCGAUCUUCGAUACGAACCCUACAGCUUACAAAAGAGCACAGACUGGGUCCUACUGUUGAACAUGAACCAUAG
Molecule: messenger RNA, 809 nt
Organism: Paramuricea clavata
Lineage: Eukaryota; Metazoa; Cnidaria; Anthozoa; Malacalcyonacea; Plexauridae
Source: the annotation of a GenBank genome assembly